AUGUGUUCUGAGAUCACAGUUCCGAAGGAAGGAAGAAACUGGGUAGUUGAGGUGAUGUGUGCCUGUAAUCCCACCAAGGGCAAUCCGGAGGCUGAGAGGAAAUCUAAGCCACCGGCCACAGUGCAACCCGCUCCUGUCCUGCCCGACAGGAAGCAGCACCAGGUUCCCGACCAAAGCCAGGGUUGCGCCAGGGUUCCUGCCAGGCCUGCGGGCCGGAGAGCUAGCGGCCCUGGGCGCUUCUGUUCUAGGAAAUUCCCCUGCUUGCCCCUGCGGGAGCAAGCUGAGCCCUUCAAAGCCCUGGCUGAGAAGCCCCUGGGCCGCUUCCAAGACUAUCUGCUCCCACAGCAGCCCCUGUGCAGCAGGGGGGGUGUGCAGGGCGGGAGGCGUGGUGCCAAGGUUCAACAUGUGUCCCGAGGUUCACGCGCUGGAAACUGUGUCCCCAGCGUCAGGAGGCAGGACCUACCAGGUCAGCAGUUAUCGCGGGAGGACUGGGUCCGCUCAUGCGCCUCACAGGUGCUGCCAUCCUCCGAGCGCCGCCUCGGCCAUGCUCAAGAAGGCUGUCCCCAGACGCAGCCUGGGGCCCGGGAGCAGGGUAAAUGCCUGUUCUUUACAAACUCCGCUAUCUCAAGCGCUGACCUAACAGCACCACACAGACAAGGUCCUGCAGGCUGCGGGGGACCUGCUCCCUGGUUCGCUCUGCCAUUCAGAGGGAGUCUGCAUGCACGUUCCAAAUCGGAGUCAGCGCGGAGAGGCCUGGUGCACACCCGCCUCUGCGCCCACACAGGCGUGGAGACCUCUUCCCUAUGGAGAAAACCAAAGAACGCCGGGAUGAACCCCUACCCGAGACCUGUGAAGGAAGACCUGAAGGCAGCGUUGGCCCUACCAUUCCACAGCUCCUCAUUAACACAGGGCCCUUUUGUGACUCCGAGACAGCUGGCGACACCACUGCACUGGAAAGCACACGUGAGGGAUGCCAGCCUCGAGGACACGAGGGCGGCCGUCAGGAGUCGCAGUGGGCUCUGCGGACGCAGGGUGGAGGGCGUGGUGUGCAGACCACAGCACAGUGGCCGGGAGGCCCCAGGCCCUCAGGAGCAAGUCCAGGUCUGAUCCCAGCUAGGGGACGCCCCCAGGAGCGCAAGACACAGGCCCCAAAGCCAAAUUGGCCCAAACCCAGAUGCCACCCACAGGCAGCGCUCACAGCAAAUUAGCCUGGUGCUGUGCGAUGUCCACAUGUUCCCGGGACCACACGCAGGGUCUCCCAUGGGGCUGGCAGCGAGGGCAGCGUGGAACGUGCUUAAAGGGACUUUGCAGUUAGAAGACACAAGAGGCCCACGAGGCACAGCAGGACAGCCACUGCCCGGUGUGUGCUCUUCAGAAUCAUCUAGAACACCUCAAAAUGCAGAGUCCUGGUCUCCAGCCUCUCCCUAGCCCCCAGCACACAAAGCGAUCCUCAGGAGCAUCAAAGCCGGAGCCCCUGCUGCUACCGAAUGCUUCACUAGGGCCCCUGGAGUACGGCGUUAGGUUGAGUGGCUUUCCCAAGGGUACACAGCAUCUGUGCAAGCCGCCGGGCUAUACUCAGGGCUUCAGAUACAACACCCAGCCUCCCGGGUGUGCCCAUUGGGGGGCUGUCAGAGCACCCCAGAGACUUCCAGAUGUGGAAAGAGGGUAAGAAGCACAGUCGUUCUGCCUGCCAAGGGACUACUGACAACUUCCUCAUGUCGGCUUCUGCUGGGGUUUGCGAUUCUGAGGCCUCUGGCCCAAGCCUCUCUGGGCCAGAGAUUCUGCAUCUGGCUCUAUGAUGACUGCAGUUGCACCGUCCUCUGGGAGACGUGGGAAAUCCCUGUUCGCGUGUGUGGAGAUCUCUCCGAGCCUCAGUUUACCUUUUUUAAGAUGGAGAGAAUGCCGGCACUCUUACGUCUUCUUUGGGGCUCUGCAGAUCAACUGAAUGAUCACACCAAAAAAUCCUGCAAACCCCUAAAGCAGGGAAAGAAGUUUUCUGGACCCACACAGAGGUGUCCUUGAAGCCAGGGCCGUUGUUGUCACGCACUUAAUAACCCUGAUGUCAGAAUACUGUGUGACUCCUCUGCCUACCCCAUCAUUCAAGAAGGCCAGCCAGCUCCUCCUGGUUUCCGGGGGACUGGUGAAAUAUUUUCUGCAAGUGAUCUGGAGAGGAAUUCCUAUUCUGCGGGACUAAACCAGAUUUUUUACAUAUUACUACUACUAAUAAUAAAUACUUAGCAUUGAAUCAAGAUGCAAGAUGUAUGUGCAUGUACCAAUUCCCCAGGGUGAAUGUAAUGAUGAUGUAUCACAAACAUACGCCAAAAUAUAGAGAGAGAAAAGAAAAAAACAAACAAAAACCUUAGCAUCGUGUUGUUACUAGGCACCAAGCACUGUGCCAAACAUUUUACCUGCAGUUAUUGUAUUUAGCCCUCACACCACUCUAGUGAAUGAGCAGGAUUAAAAAGUAGAAAUAUAAAUGAAAUGUUCUCCUGUUCCCUUUUCACGAACUUGGGAAAUGUGGCUGGAAAAAGCUCAAGAAUUGCCCAAGAUCACACAGUUGCUAAGGGACAGGUUCAAACUCCACGUAGCAGAGUCUCCAGGGACAAAGUCCUGAUAAAGGGGCUAAUGACGGGUCACUGUCGUCAGGAGCCUGACCUUCCCCGUGGCGCAGCCUGGCAUUUCCCAAUGGAAUGUUCCUCCCCGCGUCGGCUGAGGCCGAGGGCUCUGGCAGCCUCAGGUCACCUGUCUCAGCCUGGCCAAACUGGAGCACAGGCUGGGUGCGACACAGUUCGACAUGUACGUUGUUAAGCGAACCUCCUGGGAGAGCACUCUAAAUAGAGGCUAAUGCCAUGCUGUGAACUACAGUAUUUGGGUUAUGAAGCUCGGAUUCUCUGACUCUUGCAGGAAAAAAAGAAUUGUGUCAUGAAGCGCUGAGAAGCCCAAGCAGCAGUUCCAGGAUCAGGACAGCAGCGAGCUCGUUGGGCUGGAGGCAAGGCUCUUCCUGGGGGCUUCAGAGAUUUCACUCACACUUCGUAGCAUCUGAACCCCAGACACUCCCAAGAACCACUAGCUCUGGGAGGCUGAGGCAGGAGGACUUUGAAUUUGAGCCCAGACUGGGCAGCUCAGCA
This is a messenger RNA of Chinchilla lanigera (long-tailed chinchilla), 3128 nucleotides long. RefSeq lists its product as uncharacterized. Lineage: Eukaryota; Metazoa; Chordata; Mammalia; Rodentia; Chinchillidae. The transcript has 4 exons. The record is from RefSeq and is a predicted model, not a curated record. The coding region runs from base 1 to 1107 and encodes 368 amino acids.